Trachemys scripta elegans is the source of this 1748-nucleotide messenger RNA. Its product is annotated as mycophenolic acid acyl-glucuronide esterase, mitochondrial-like. The record is from RefSeq and is a predicted model, not a curated record. Bases 181 to 933 code for a protein of 250 amino acids. The transcript has 5 exons. Gene Ontology annotation, molecular function: palmitoyl-(protein) hydrolase activity; hydrolase activity, hydrolyzing O-glycosyl compounds. NCBI's taxonomy places the organism in Eukaryota, Metazoa, Chordata, Testudines, Emydidae. Gene Ontology annotation, cellular component: mitochondrion. Gene Ontology annotation, biological process: protein depalmitoylation.
UCUCUUCCAGGGCACCUCAGUGCUUCCAGCCGUGCCAAGACACUGAGCCGCCCAGGAACAGGAGGAAAAGAACUCACCGAGCUCCGCGAAAGCUGCAUGUUCUGGCUGUAGGGCCGGCGGUGAGACACGGCCUCUGCCCCCGCUGGAACAAAACCACCGGCCGCGCUCCCCAGCCCCACCAUGGCACCACCUUUGUUCUUGUCACGGGGAGCCCUGCCCAGCUUGGCUUACCACAGGCUGGCCGGUAGCAGCCCCGGCAUCGUCUUCCUCUCGGGGUUCCAGGACACCAGGGCGAACCCCAAGUGCCUGGCCCUGGAGCAGUUCUGCCAGGAGUCGGGACGGGCUUUCCUGAGCUUUGACUACACGGGCUGCGGCAGCUCGGACGGGUGUUUUGAGGAGUGUUUGAUCGGCCACUGGAAAAACGAUGUCCUAACGGUGCUGGAUGAACUCACCAGCGGGCCACAGAUCCUUGUUGGUGUCAGCAUGGGAGGCUGGCUCAUGCUCUUAGCAGCCCUGGAGCGGCCAGGGAGGGUGGCUGGGCUGGUGGCUACAGCAAUCGGGGCUGAUGUCUUCAUAACCAAGUACAGAGAGCUUCCUCCGGAGGUGAAGGGCGAAGUGGAGCAGACGGGAGUCUUUAACUACGUGAUGGCUGGGGCCAGGUCUGUGCUACUUAAGCGGGAGUUCUUUACGGAGGCGGAAGAGCACAGUGUGCUGGGGCGCCCGUCCAUCCCCAUCACCUGCCCCGUCCGGCUGCUCCACGGCAUGCAGGACCAGCUCGUACCGUGGGGCACGGCCCUGCAGGUGGCUGAGCAGCUGGAGAGCCAGGAUGUCCGCCUCACACUGCUCAAGGACGGGCAGCACGACCUGAAGGGAGCGGAGGAGGUGAGGGUGCUCGUGGGGACGGUCAGGGACCUGGCUGAGAGCCAGGCCUGAGAGAGAGAGACUGGCAGCAGCUGUGGGGACAGAGCCUGCUGAUGGGGCAGCAGUGACCAGACAAGAAGCCAGGACCACGGCCACGUGAACCUAGCCCCAUGUAAUCCAUAAAUGAAGAGAUUGCGUAGUGCGGGGUCCCCACGGCCCAGGGCACGCCGAAGGCCCACGCUGACCCCAUUAGCACCAGCAGGUGCUCAGAGCGUUGGCUUGCUAAUGAGCUCUUUGCAGGGGGUGAGGUGACUGCACCUGGCUUGUAGCACUGUGAGUCUGCGAAUGGCCAGUGAAUGUGGAAAGCGGCUGCUGGGGGGAUUGGCAGCUACAGGGAUUGAACGUGGGGUCUCUGGGUCUAGACUAGAAAAAUGGCUCAACACCCCGCCCUCCCCCCUCACAAAACACCUGAGAAAACCCAUAAAGAGCUCAGCUUUGUGAGAAAAACCCUUAACCUUUCCUGAAAAAAUUCAGUGAUGCUGCAUUGUUGGGGGAGAACAGGCUCCGGGAAGAGGGUUGAACAUUCAACGGUCCCCCGCGGAGUUCCCAGCGCUGUUCCACGGCCCAAUGCCCAUGGGUGGGGGGGUGGGGACUGCAGGCUGUUGCCAGAAGUGCUCUCGCUGAGGGCGCCAGGCUAUGAGGGGCCUGGUAGGCGCCCACACUUUGGGCUCCAUCAAGGCUGGAUGAAAGGGAACAAAACAGGCCAUUCUGGUCAGGAUUGGCUUUGCUCUGAGCCUGCCGGGUUGGGUCAGGCUGGCUUCACGCCCCUGGGUUGGGUGUUUCCACACACAGCGGUUGUAGCGCUGUUGCUAUACAGUUGGGGGAGU